AUGCCAACCACUUCACCCAAAAUAUACAGCAGCAUAUAUCCGUACAUCGAUGCCGCCAAUUUCAAAAACGCCCAUAAAGGCAAGGUGGUUCUCGUAACCGGGGCGGGUCGCGGUAUUGGCCAGCAGAUCGCGCUGCACUUUGCCCUGGCAGGUGCAGCUACCGUCGUCCUUCUCGAUCUCGUCGUCGCCAACCUCGCGGAGACCAUCAAACUCUGCGAAGGCCACGGCUCCCAAGCGCUGCCGUUUGCAUGCAACGUGAGCAAGCAGGAGCAGGUGAAUGCUGUGUUUAACGAGAUCUUUUCUAAAGUUGGAGACAUUGACAUCCUCAUCAACGUGGCAGGCGUGUGCAAUGCCAAGCCCAUCCUACUGGAGACGUACGCCGCGAUCUGGGGGGACAUCGAGGUCAAUCUCGGCGGAGUCAUACAGACAACGAUGAAGGUGCUGCCCAGGAUGAAAGCCCGCGGCAGCGGAUGCAUCAUCAAUAUAGCGUCCCGCGCAGGCACGGUCACGGUGCCCUACCUGGCGAGUUACGGCGUGUCCAAGGCGGGCGUGAUCAAGUUCACCGAAUCGGUGCAGAAGGACCUUGAUACCGAUGGCCUGGGAGACAAAAUCCAACUAUAUGCCCUUCAUCCAGGGGCGGUCCAGACCGAUCUCUCAAGACGCUCGAUGGAUCCGGAGGUCGCAUCGGCGUAUCCCAAAUUCGUAGCCAACCGUCCCAAAUGGCUGAAGAAUUUCAACACUUCGGUCGAUCUCGCCGCGGCCGUCUGCGUGGCCCUCGCAAGCGGGCGCGUCAAGAACAGCAUGCGAGGGAGGUAUCUAGACUGCGAGCACGACUUGGAAGCCUUCACGACCGAGGAUGCAGAGAAGGAGAUCAUGGGCGGCAAUCUGCACACGCUGGAGGUCCGGUUCUUGGGCGGCCUGCCGAAUGAUGGUGGGAGCUCGGCGAACUUGUUUACGUUCGAGGAGUAG
Messenger RNA from Mollisia scopiformis, 969 nucleotides. Its product is annotated as NAD(P)-binding protein. The transcript is spliced from 4 exons. The coding region runs from base 1 to 969 and encodes 322 amino acids. Gene Ontology annotation, cellular component: membrane. Lineage: Eukaryota; Fungi; Ascomycota; Leotiomycetes; Helotiales; Mollisiaceae. The record is from RefSeq and is a predicted model, not a curated record.